UUGAUUUUUCAUGGGUUAAAAGGGCUUGUUACAAUUAAGUAGUAAAGGCAACUUUUUAACGGAAUGGAUGAAUAUAUUCGAUUAUCAAAUAUACAAGCAAACUUCAAAAAAAUUUGCAGAACAUGUUUAUUAGAAAAAGAUAACUCUCGAGCAAUUUUUUGUGUUUUAGACUUACUAAAGGAAUGUACUUCACUACAAAUUGACAUGGAGGAUGAUUUACCAAAAUUAAUUUGCGUUGAAUGUAUUAACAAACUAAAUACUGCGUUUGAAUUUAGAAAACAAUGUGAUGUGUCCCAAAAAAUUUUGCUACAAUUAAAAGAAUUUGGAGUAACACCUGUCAAACUUGAAAGUGACGCAAAUGAAAUCGACAUUAAAUCCGAGGAUUCUUAUAAUGUAAACGACGAUAAUUUCGAUACAUGUGAUAUUAAGCCGUUUAGUAAUGUAGAUGGCUUUAGUGAAACUACCACAAGCGAUGAUAAAAGUAUUUUGGAUUCUACCAAGAAAAAAAAUAAUAACUUAGAAAGUACAAAGACUAAAACUGGAAAGAAUAGUUUACCAAGCGAUGUCAAAAAGAAACCUUCAAAAAAGAAACUAAAGACAGAAAAUAGUGAUUUAAUUAAUGACGAUGACGAUUGGGAUGACAUUCCUAAAAUUAAAAAAACUAAAGGUAAAGGUGUCAAAAAUGCUAAAGGUACUAAAAAACCUACAAAACAGAAGGUAAAGAAGAAAGUGGAAGUGAAAGAGGAGGAAAAAAAAGUUGAUGAUAAUCCUGAAAGUGGAUUCCCAUGUCCCAAAUGUAAAAAAUGUUUUGAAUUGGAAGUAGAUUUAGGAAUUCAUAUGCUGAUACAUCAAAAGUAUGAAUAUUUUAUUUGUCCUAAAUGCUCAAAGUCGUUCCGAUCUGAGAAGAGUUUGAAACAACAUUUCAAUUCACACAUGAUUAACAAACCCUAUAAAUGCACUGUUUGUGAACAACGUUUUGCAAUGUCAGUUGAUCGAAAUCGGCAUGUUUUACGGAUUCAUACAGGUGAAACACCGUUUGUCUGUUCUACAUGCGGUAAACGUUUUGCUGAUUCAAGUAAACUGUCUCGUCAUAUGAAAUAUCAUCUAAUGAUUAAAAAUUUCGUGUGUACAGUUUGCACUAAGUCAUUUAUGACUUCAUCAGAGCUUCGAAUUCAUAUGCGCCAACAUACUGGUGAAAAACCUUAUUUAUGCACAGAAUGUGGAACAGGUUUUAGUCAUUCGGAUGGCUUAAAAAGACAUAAACUAAAACAUACAGGAGAACGUCCGUUUCCAUGUACAGAAUGUGAUAAGAGAUUUCUUUCGAAUACAAAUUUAAAAUCUCAUAUGCUUUCUCAUACAGGCGAGAAGCCAUUUGUGUGUGAAAUAUGUGAUAUGGGUUUUAAUAGAAAACAUAAUAUGAUUAUACACGUCCGAACCCAUACUGGCGAAAGACCGUAUAGUUGCGAUAUUUGUGAGAAGACUUUUAUAUCUAAUAAGAAUAUAGCAGCCCACAAACGAACGCACCAUAAAGAAAAAGAGGAAAAAAUACCAGUUUACUUGGGAUAUAAUAAAUUAACAUAUUAAACCAACAAACCGAGUUAUAUUAACGAAUUCAAAUGUUUGAUAAUAAUUAAUAUUACGUUCGUAUUAUUAUUUUGUUUGUUUUAUCUAUGGAAUGUAGAGAGAUAAGGAAUACAAUCUCUGUGUUAUAAAAGUGACCCUAAAAUUACAUUAAAUUCAGAUGGCAUUGGUGUCAAGCAAGACAUCAUAGUCAUAGGAAAAGUAGAGACGGAGUAUAAAGUUGUACAAUACAUUUUUAGAAUACUCUCCCACUUUCUGGAUUAAUUACACUCCAUCCCUUCUUCCCCUUUGUCCAUGAUAUACAUAUUCUACGCUACACUAGCGCCAUUAUAGCCCUUUUAUUUAAUGCUAUUUUGUGGACACUUUUUGAUUCAAAUAGCCAUAUGAGAUUGUUCGAAAUUCGAGAUGUUGAGAUUCCAUAGUUUUAUCAUUAAUUUUUGAAUGUAUGUAUUUGU
Molecule: messenger RNA, 2036 nt
Organism: Chrysoperla carnea
Lineage: Eukaryota; Metazoa; Arthropoda; Insecta; Neuroptera; Chrysopidae
Product: zinc finger protein OZF-like
Exons: 4
Coding region: 64-1584 (506 amino acids)
Biological process (GO): regulation of transcription by RNA polymerase II
Cellular component (GO): nucleus
Molecular function (GO): RNA polymerase II cis-regulatory region sequence-specific DNA binding; DNA-binding transcription factor activity; zinc ion binding
Source: RefSeq, a predicted model, not a curated record